AAUUAAGGAACGCACUUGAAGUUCUCAUGGUUUAAAAUUUGUUAUAUUAUUUUUACCCGCUCAAUUUUUAUGACGUUUAAAUUGUAAUGAAUGUUAUUAUGAAAGAUAUGUUUUUUAGUUCUACGUAGUUUUGUUAGUACAUAAUGAAUUAAUUAAAUGAUAACAUUGUUGUGAUAGUAUUUUCGUAAAUAGAACUGUAAUAUUGCCGUCUGAAGACUAGUCUGAAGUACCUGUGUGUGUUUUGUAACCUAAGUUCCUUACAAACAUUUGUUUGUUUAUUUUAGAAUAUGAAGAUGAACAGUAUUUUAGCCUGUUGGUGUUUAUUGCUUAUAUUUUCGAGCUCUGUUGGACUUUCCGGUUCGUCUUUCUUGGACUGGUUUUUGCCCUCGUCCAUCCAUGUGGACAAUGAUGGUACUGACAUUCAAGCCGUCUUUACAACGUCUCACCUCAAAUCUGACGAAGAAAGAUUUUUGGAAGAGGCAAAGGAACACUUGAAAAUGUCGCCUAAUGACAUUUGUCAACAUAAGAUUAUGCUGAAGUUGAAGUCUUCUUGUUCAGCAUUGUCUGAAGAAGCCCUUUUAAAGAUCAGUGUCAACUUGCUGAACUGUCAAUCAGAAAUUGAAGGCCGAAAGAUAGUUGCUUGCACAGAAGAAAUGACUUUGAAGGAAUGCACGAAGGCAAUGGAUACAACUACUUGGAAUUUAUAUCAUAUGAUGAGUGUGAGAGCCAAAUCUGUGUGCUAUUUGAGGAGGCAGCAACAGUUUAAUGCAUAUUCUGAUAUGAUGAUGAGCAGAUUGACAAGUGCUGCACAGAAUCAAGCAGCGACUAUGUCUUUGCUGGAGGAGAUGCAAGAGAAGCUUCAAUUAAUGGCAUUUGAAACUUUUGGCUUUCUAUCAAAAGCUCAAAAAGUGUUGGAAGUGAGAGAGACCAAAGCAACUGCCCAGAAAAAGAAGCUUGAUGAAGCUAUAGAGGCAAACAUACAGGCUGUUGAGGCUCAUAGGGUUCUUAUAGCCGAAGCAAAAGAAGAUCUCUCAAUAUUUGUAGAAGACAUCAAGAGCACUUUUGAUGCUUCAGGAUCUACAAAUAUCAAUAGUACCCACAUACAGGAAGUGCAACAGGAUAUCUUAGCCUUGCUAAGCAAAUUUAAAAAUAAUUCAGAAACAUAUUGGAAGAAAAUCGAUGCCAGUUUUUCUGCAUCUCACAUUGUAUUGCAGAAGAUAAGAUUGCAGAAGGAAGAAUUAGUUUACAAGAUUAAUGCCAUAAGUAAUGUUGUAAACUCUACAAUUACAGCUAUGAGAAAUGUUGUCAACAAUACCAUUUUUGUUCUCAGUGGGUUGUUUUGUCUUGUGUGUGAAAAAGGUGACCCAACUGCCAGAAUCUGGUGUUAUGUUCAAAAUAUCCUAUUAAUAGUGGGUACUUUACUGCUCUGGUUUUUCUUGCGGCUGGAAUUUCGGACGUUUCUGUUGAUCAUUCAUUGCAAUUUCAUCCUGUAUCACUGGCGUCUGAAUUACCCAUUCAAGAAUUCAAGCCUUACCGUGGAGAUAUUUUGGUUCAUAAUAGGUUUGUGGUUUUGUUUAAAACUGUUUAAGUUUAUAUUGAAACAAAGAAAUGUAUUCUCGAUUGAGAGUUCUGUUGUGGCUCAAAGGAUCGUGGGAAGAGUUAGUAGUGUUGAACACUUGAUCAAAAACUUUGUAGGUGCAAUUUGGAAGAAAAUUGUUUCAACUUUUACAGGAACAAACUAUCACCAUAAACAGAAUGUUCCGAGAGAAUCGCACUUACCGGGUCAACCUCUGGAUACUCUGCAGCACUCAGAUUCUCAUCCUUCACGUGUGCCUACACCACCAUAUCAGCCUUCAUUCAGGCCAACAUCUUCACGUCAGUCCUCACGCACACCUACACCUUUACGUUGGCCGUCUACAUCGACUUUGCAGUCUCCCACUUCGGCUUCACCUGCGUACUUCCGUUCAUCAACACCUGUACCUUCCGUUGCCAGCUCUUCUGUGUCUACAAUACUUGAGCAAUCAAGUUUUCAUUCAGAUACCUCUGACAGGAACCCAUCCUGCAGAGCUAUGUGCAAAACUGGGAAGUUAUGCCGUAAAACUGCACUGAUUGGUGAAGAAUUCUGCUAUACCCACUUGAGGUGAAAUACAAAAAGUAGGUCAUGUGUUAUAAAAAGGGUGGAAAAUUGUUUAUUGAAAGUUUGUGAAAUUGGUUCAUCAGAUAUUUGUAGACAUGCUGAUUUCUGCUGCCAGCAGUAUGUGGAAAAAAGUUAAAUUCCAUUUUUCAGAAAUUGUAUAAUGUACAGAAAUAAAAAAAAACAUAAAAGAGA
Messenger RNA from Bacillus rossius redtenbacheri, 2329 nucleotides. Its product is annotated as protein brambleberry-like. The coding region runs from base 288 to 2144 and encodes 618 amino acids. The record is from RefSeq and is a predicted model, not a curated record. The transcript is spliced from 11 exons. Lineage: Eukaryota; Metazoa; Arthropoda; Insecta; Phasmatodea; Bacillidae.